Triticum turgidum subsp. durum (durum wheat) is the source of this 1155-nucleotide messenger RNA. NCBI's taxonomy places the organism in Eukaryota, Viridiplantae, Streptophyta, Magnoliopsida, Poales, Poaceae. The record is from the annotation of a GenBank genome assembly.
AUGAGCCAAGUUGCACUCGAGAGCGUGCAACAUGACCCAUGCCGCAAACCGGUUGGAUCAAGAAUCGCUCUGUGUGCAUGCGUUGAAUCAAUCUCGGAUCCGACAACCGGGUUGAACCUCAGUAAGUUGAAGACAACAUGUUUCGUAGGAAGCACACUUCUCAUUUCAAUUCAGAUGAUGCUGAGCAGCGACAAGCAAAGUUCAGCGGAAGCCCGUAAGCAAUAUCGAUGCAUACUAGUUCUUGUCAAAGAGAAAACUACCUUGGUAUCUUCAUCUUGGUUAAACAUAUAUACUACUGUUUUUUCGUCCAUUUCUCAUGAAACAAUCUUCCGUGAGCAGAUCAACGAACUGAGAGCUGCACUUGGGCCUGCGUCUGCCCGUGGCGACAAGUACUGCAGUGAAGCAUGCUUGGCUAGGUAUCUCGAAGCCCGCAACUGGAAUGUUGACAAGUCUAGGAAAAUGUUGGAAGAAAGUCUCAAGUGGAGGGCAGCUAGCAAGCCUGAGGAUAUUCGCUGGCCUGAUGUUUCUGUGGAAGCAGAAACAGGUAAAAUGUACAGGGCAACUUUCACAGAUAGAGAGGGGAGAACUGUCGUUAUUAUGAGACCUGCAAAGCAGAAUACAUCGUCUCAUGAAGGGCAGCUUCGGUAUCUUAUAUAUACCUUGGAGAAUGCAGUUCUCAGCCUGCCUCAGGGUCUAGACAAAAUGGUGUGGUUGAUAGACUUCACAGGAUGGACGCUGGCCAAUGCAACCCCCAUAAAGACUGCCAGAGACAGUGCAAAUAUCCUGCAAAACCAUUACCCUGAGAGGCUUUCAGUUGCGUUUUUGUUCAACCCCCCAAAAGUAUUUGAGGCUUUCUUUAAGGUUAUAAAAGUAUUCCUUGACCCGAAAUCAAUCCAGAAAGUCAACUUUGUUUACAAGGACAACGAGGAAAGUAUGAAGACCAUGUACAAGCACAUUGAUCCAGAAGUCCUUCCGGUGGAGUUUGGAGGGAAGAACAUUGUGGUGUACAACCAUGAGGAUUACUCUAAGUUGAUGACAAAGGAUGACACCAAAACAACAAGCUUUUGGGCAGCAGAUGGUAGCCAUGCCGUAAACGGGGGCUCGGUGCCUCAGGUCAUACCGCAGUCGUCACCGAUUGUUGCUAAAGCAAGUUGA